AAUACGAGAAAAACAAUACCUGAAGUAGGAAAAGGGAAUAAGAUCAUAUAAAUUAAAAAUGAGUGGUUUUGGUGGAAGCAAUGGAUUCACUUUUGUGGCUAUACUAUGUUGGUUUGUGAUGAUAUUUCUACUAUCCGAUAGGGAGUGCGAAGUGGGAUGCGCGAAGGCUUCGGCGGUAGUUGGAAGGAUCUCUUCGGACGACCUUGUCAGUUAUGGGCGGCGGCUGAGGUCAGAUCGAUGGAGAUUGCUAGGAUGACCUCGAUCGGCGGCGACGUCGCCCAACAGCGGCGGAGCAGGGAUGAAUUCCGUCCUGGAACAGCUCAUGGGCAGCAGCGGCUGAUAGCACCGAUUCCAACCUGGACGAGCAGACCUGUUGUUGGCUUUGAUCUGGACCGGCGAACUGAUAAAGAGUACCCAGGGGCAUGCCGUGCGAGCUUCAGAUGUGCAUUGCAUCUUAGGCCAACACUGCGGACUGUCAGAAGAAACAUUUGCGCUUGUGGAUGAUGACUCAGGUACGAGAAACCUUCACGGCACAAACAUCAUUUUUGGAGAAGGGUAUCAAAGAAAUUGCAAUUCCAAAAGGAGAUAGGGUUGAAGUUGAGUAGCAUGAUGGAGAUCACAUUCCCGUUUACCACAAAAAGAGUUUUACCCCAAUUAAGAAAUAGAAUUAGAGAUACAUUAUAAACAAGAAGUAUAUUUAAACAAAAAAUUACCUCUCCUGAGUCUGUCUCAAAGUCUUGUGCACAAUCCACACAAUGACAUGGCAGCCAGGAUAUGACACUCCCAGUGUCAAGUACAACCAUAAAUGAAACCAGAGGUGUCCCUACACGUAUUUGGGCGUAAUGCAACCUGAAAAAAAAGUGUGAACAAAAUUACUGACAAUUG
This is a messenger RNA of Cuscuta campestris, 885 nucleotides long. The record is from the annotation of a GenBank genome assembly. Lineage: Eukaryota; Viridiplantae; Streptophyta; Magnoliopsida; Solanales; Convolvulaceae.